Molecule: messenger RNA, 1243 nt
Organism: Acanthisitta chloris (rifleman)
Lineage: Eukaryota; Metazoa; Chordata; Aves; Passeriformes; Acanthisittidae
Gene: HIBCH
Product: 3-hydroxyisobutyryl-CoA hydrolase
Exons: 13
Biological process (GO): L-valine catabolic process
Cellular component (GO): mitochondrion
Molecular function (GO): 3-hydroxyisobutyryl-CoA hydrolase activity
Source: RefSeq, a predicted model, not a curated record
GCUGAAGCCAUUCAACAGACUGCAAGUAAUAUUACAACAUUUGAAAAUGUCUAAGCAAACAGAUGCAACAGCUGAAGUGUUGUUGGAAAAGAGAGGAGGUGCAGGAAUAAUAACUUUGAAUAGACCCAAGGCUCUCAAUGCACUGAAUCUUUCUAUGAUCCAACAGAUUUAUCCACAAAUAAAGGCUUGGGAGCAAGAUCCUGAAACUUUUCUAAUAAUUAUAAAGGGAACUGGAGGAAAAGCUUUUUGUGCUGGGGGUGACAUCAGAGCCAUCACAGAAGCAGGAAAAGUUGGAGAUAAAAUGUCACAAGACUUCUUCAUAGGAGAAUACAGGCUGAACAAUGCCAUUGGCACUUGCAAGAAGCCAUAUGUAGCACUUAUCGAUGGCAUUACAAUGGGAGGGGGAGUUGGCCUCUCAGUUCAUGGACAUUUUCGAGUUGCUACAGAAAAGACACUUUUUGCCAUGCCUGAAACAGCAAUAGGCCUUUUCCCUGAUGUAGGUGGAGGGUAUUUUUUGCCAAGACUCCCAGGAAAGAUUGGCUGUUACCUUGCACUGACAGGAUGUAGGCUGAAAGGAAGAGAUGUACUAAGAGUUGGCAUCGCCACACAUUUUGUAGAAUCUGAAAAGCUACCUGCCUUAGAGAAAGACCUAAUAGCACUGAAAUCUCCUUCAAAAGAAAAUAUUGAAGACUUACUGAACUCUUACCACAAGAAGAGCACAGCUGAUCAAGAUAAGGAGUUUGCACUUGGAGAACAUAUGGAGAAGAUUAACAGUAUUUUUUCAGCAAAUAGUAUGGAAGAAAUUGUUGCAAAAUUAAAGCAAGAUGGUUCUCCUUUUGCCACUAAGCAGCUAGAGACUAUUAAUAAGAUGUCACCUACAUCCUUAAAGUUGACUCUCAGACAGAUCAGAGAAGGAGCUUCCAUGAGCUUACAGGACGUACUCAGGAUGGAAUACAGGCUGAGCCAAGCAUGCAUGAAAGGCCAUGACUUCUAUGAAGGGGUUCGAGCAGUGCUGAUUGACAAAGACCAGGCCCCCAGAUGGAAGCCAGCUGCUCUAGAAGAAGUCAGUGAUGAGUUUGUGGACAACUGUUUUAAGCCACUGGGAAACGAUGAGCUCAAGUUGUAAAGAUCAAACCUAUUGACAUCUUAUGUAUCUGUUUAAUUUAUGAUAUAAAAGUGAAUAGUAGUAUGAUAAUGUUUGACAAGACUCUUUUAGGUAGCCUGAAAUUCACAAGGCUAUUUU